Odocoileus virginianus texanus is the source of this 2848-nucleotide messenger RNA. The record is from RefSeq and is a predicted model, not a curated record. NCBI's taxonomy places the organism in Eukaryota, Metazoa, Chordata, Mammalia, Artiodactyla, Cervidae.
UGCACAGACCAUGCUCACGCGCGGACACCAGGUGGCGCUCUCGUCCAUCAGCUACAUCGGUUGCUCGCUGUCCGUGCUCUGCCUGGCCGUCACGCUGGUCACCUUCGCCGUGCUCUCCUCGGUCAGCACCAUCCGGAACCAGCGUUACCACAUCCACGCCAACCUGUCCUGCGCCGUCCUGGUGGCCCAGGUCCUGCUGCUCAUCAGCUUCCGCUUUGAGCCGGGCACGGCCCCGUGCCAGGUGAUGGCCAUGCUCCUGCACUACUUCUUCCUGAGCGCCUUUGCGUGGAUGCUGGUAGAAGGGUUGCAUCUCUACAGCAUGGUGAUCAAGGUCUUUGGCUCAGAAGAUAGCAAGCACCGCUACUACUAUGGGAUAGGAUGGGGUUUUCCUCUUGUGAUCUGUAUCAUUUCAAUAGUCUUUGCCAUGGACAGUUAUGGAACAAGUAAGAAUUGCUGGCUGUCGCUCGGGAAUGGCGCCAUCUGGGCCUUCGUGGCCCCUGCCCUGUUCAUUAUCGUGGUCAACAUUGGCAUCCUCAUCGCGGUAACCAGGGUCAUUUCACAGAUCAGCGCCGAGAACUACAAGAUACAUGGAGAUCCCAGCGCCCUCAAGUUGACCGCAAAAGCUGUGGCCGUGCUGCUGCCCAUCCUGGGAACCUCGUGGGUCUUUGGCGUGCUUGCUGUCAACAACCAGGCCAUGGUCUUCCAGUACAUGUUUGCCAUACUCAACUCCUUACAGGGAUUUUUCAUCUUCCUCUUUCACUGUCUCCUGAAUUCAGAGGUCAGAGCUGCUUUCAAGCAUAAAACCAAGGUCUGGUCCCUCACGAGCAGCUCCAGCCGCCAGGCCAACGUGAAGCCCUUCAGCUCGGACAUUAUGAACGGGACCCGGCCUGCUACAGGCUCCACCAGGCUCAGCCCUUGGGACAAGAGCAGCCACUCUGGACACCGCAUGGACCUGUCUGCCAUGUGAGCAGAGAGGCUGAAGACCCGGCCGGCCUGCUGCUCAGAACCCCUCCACCUGCUGCAAACAGAACACAAGCAACACUCUGCCUUUGCCUCUGGGACCCUCUCCUCAUUACCGUCUGGACCCGGGGGUCACAGCCCCGAGAGAACUGUCCUCACCUGUGACCUGCCCACGUGACAGAGUCCACCACUCUGCCUGCAGCCUGAUACACAGAGGCGGGGGGUGGGACCCAGUGCCACAGACUUCCCCUUCAUCCCUGCCAGCGCGCACAGCACAGAGCCCUCCACACUGCGCGCACAGCGGCCAGAGCACUGGGUGAGAAGUUUAACCUCUGCCUGGUGAUGGGGACUUUGGACCAAAGUGCUGGUGUCUGCAGGGGAGGGUUGGGCGGAGGCCGCUGCCCAUGAGCAUGUUUUCCACCUGCCGACUCCACCCAACAACAGGAUCCCCAGUGCCAGGCAUCUGCCGAAGAGUGACUCUUUCUGCAGGGUGGUGCCAGCCUGGGCCAGCCCCACGUCUGCUUGCAUGGCUGCACUGGGCCUCUGCUGAUGCCCAGGGCUAUGAGGUGGAGACGCUGGCCGCCCAGCCCCUGUCUGUGUGCGGGGAUCUUGCCAAGGCAAAGAGCUCCACAGAGGGUGGGGCCUUCUGCUCCGAAAGCAUCUCAGCCCCUUCCUCGUGCAUGUUGGCUCUUCAGAUUCAAAGUCAGCCUUAAAAUCCACGCCCCUCCUCCUUUCCUGGCACCUGAGCCUUCUCUGUGUUCAGCCUUCCCUGGUAGGCCAGAAGAGCCACCGUUUUCCAAGGCGUAACAUCCCUAGGAUUUCUUCCUCAUCACUUGCAAACGCUUUUCUGGUUUUCCAAAGAGUGGAUCACAGUGGAGAGUAGCACGGUACGGUAGGUGACUGCACGAUGCUGCAAAGACGCCUUGACAGAGCCACAUAGCAGGCUGCUCUUGAGUGCGGGGGAGAAUCAAGAACCCCCGUCCUGACCGACCUAGGGAGGGAGGGGGUGGCAUUGGCUGUGUCUUCUGAGUUGAUGUUUAUUUAUAGACCUAGACCUGGACUCAGCCCCCUAGGGGACGCAAUGAUCCUUACGACCCCAUGUUUGGGCGAGAUCCCGUGGGUUUGCAAUCCUAGAUGUGAACUGAAAAGCCAUGGAAUUGUUGGGAAACAGAACUACGAAAGGUUGCACUGUGAGUGCUUGUGAAAUGUAUGGGUAAGAAAUUCCAACCUGUUUUUGAUACUGGAAAAUCUUCCUUGAAAACUGUGACAGCGAUAGCAUUAAAGCCCCUGCCCCCCGACGACCGUCCCACCCUAUCUCCUCACCUCUGCUGUGUCUCCUGGUGAGUUUCUAUGUGGUUUUGUAGACCUUUUCCCAUCUUCCUCUGCACCUUCAUAAAGGAACUCCUGCCCUGAUGCCCUGAUGACGAUGAGUGUUAACAGUCAUUUUCAAGCAUCUCCUGCUGUGUUGAGGGUGGGGUUAACCUCUGUCCUUCCACAGGGAGGAGGGGGUCCCCAGAUGUACCCGCCUCGGCACCUCUGACAGCGCCCUGUGUGGUGCCAUGGAUAUGCCUUGGGGGGUGAACCUGGCUGAUGCCAGCAAAGAGCCCAGUGUUUGGUGAAAAGUAUGGCUGGCCCCCGCUCUAAGUGUCUUGUGAUUCCAGAAGCCAGGUCACCUGUAACUUGGCAUUAUAUCCUUGUGCCCAAGAACACCUAGAAGUGAGAACACUGUAUUCUAAAGAUUUACACUUGGAUUUUUUUUUUUCUUAUUUAGUUUCUGGUGAAGCAAAUCAAAUAAGGAACUGUCUUUAUUUUACAUAGAAUUCUUUGUUUUUUUUUUUUUUAAAUCUGCAUAUUCACCCUACAUAGCUAAUAUAUCAGGAGAAGUAAU